Messenger RNA from Exophiala viscosa, 3840 nucleotides. RefSeq lists its product as uncharacterized. The transcript has 3 exons. The record is from RefSeq and is a predicted model, not a curated record. Lineage: Eukaryota; Fungi; Ascomycota; Eurotiomycetes; Chaetothyriales; Herpotrichiellaceae. The coding region runs from base 1 to 3840 and encodes 1279 amino acids.
AUGGCAGAGCAGAGUGCACAAGAUGUGGUAAACCAAUCUCAGUCGGUGGGCGACAUCUCGCCUUCCGACGUACCUGCGACCACAUCCACACCUGAUAUCCAAGUUUCUGGGGACGACGCUGGUGCUGGGGAGGUUGUAUCGAAAGAGAAUGGAACACAUACACUUGCAAAUCUCAAGAUGGAAGACCUUGACGACGGGUCUGCUCGCUCAGACACGGACACCAGCCGUGCCGACGGUAGUGUCGCUGGUGACAAAGCAGCUGAGCAGAAGUCACUCAAGAAAUUCACACCGAAGCCCGUCAGUUUCGCAAAAUACUCAGUACCAAAAGUCAUCGCUGCAACGGCGGCGGCGAAGGGAACCGAGAAAGUUGCGACUCCGACUUCCUCAACAGUGACACUUGCCUCUGGCCGUCCACGAUUAGUUGCGAAGACUACAAGCGCUCUUCAAUCCCAAAGCAAACCGUUCAAGAGUGCAACGCCUGAUCCUAUGCAAGUUUGGAACAAAAAUAGAGUUACACCUCAACCAUCCACGAAACAUCUCACCGACGAAGAGCUUAAGCAGCAAUAUGGCAUUCAUCUUACCUCUCGCAUACAAGCAGAUGGCGAUGGCAAGGAGGCUAAAUGGGCGGAUAUUGAUGACGAUGAGGAUGACUGGGCACCGGAGACCAUUGAAUGGAAUGAUGGAACUAAGAGCACUCUCACACCGGUGGACAUCGCUGCGCAGGCCAGACCAACCACACCAACCAUUUCCGAAACAGGAGAACCGUCGAAGCCCGCUCCUCCUCCGAAGAUCUUGACACCUCACUUUGCAAGUUCUGUCGGUCCCAACGCUACUGUCCUCAAACUCGGUGCCAGCGCAGAACGGCAGCAGGCGCAGAAGGCUGCCAUUCUACAAACGAAAAGUGCUUCGGAUAAACCGACCCUCUUUUCUUCCAAGACCGCUCUUGCUCCUACCCCAGCUAAAUCUCCAUGGGCACCGCUACCACCAGUCGACAAGGUCUCGCCCAUUGCAAUCAAUCCACAACCCUUAAUGCCACCUCCAAGUCGUUAUCCUUCUGGCCAUGCCUUCGGUCAAGCCCCGUCGGUUCUAACAGCACCAUCACCUGCCAAGGAGAUCUCAGCAGACGAUUUCAACCGCUCCUGGCGAGAUUCACCACCAACUCAACCACGCGAACUUUACAUGCCAAAUUCGGGACGUUAUGAAGCGGUUCCGGAAGGUCGCAGGAGAAUGUCGAGAAAUGAUCAGAGUUUCCGUGCUCCAGCUGUGCUUCAAAGACCCAGCCAAACCGAUCCUCAUGCCCCUGCCGAGCCUUCUGCGGCAUUUCAGACGCAUCGUUCAAGCAUGGAUCAAGCCCGGCGCAGGGCAUCAUCGACUAUUUCCGGUGGCAGUGGUCAGUUCGGACGGCGGAUGUCCUUCAGAUCUGGCGAUGUACCUACUUCUGCAGUCGAGACGCCAAAGAUUGAUGUUGAGGGCGCUGCCGAACCGCCUUCUGCGGACGGUAUACAAUCACAGACUCAGACGCCAUCAUAUCAAGCUCGCGCAGUGACAGACUACAUGUCUGCUGGGCCUCCUGCUGUCGCUCAUCCUGGACCUCCUAUUGCGACAGAUGCUGACCUUGAAGUUCAACGCGCCGCGCAAAGAGCUCUCAUGAAAGAAAACAUUGAGCGGGCAAGGAGAAGGAAGAUUGAAGAGGAACAGCGUCUAGAAGCGGAGAAGCAAGAGCGCAUCAGACUCAAGUUGGCUUCCCUUGGGCCCGAUCCCAAGUCGGCCAGGAAGACAGACGAUACUCCUCAGGAGAAUGGUGGGAAGGGAGACAUCGAACAGCCGCUGGCGGCGUCGAGCUCUCUUCCUGCUUCGACUCUUCAUUCGCCGCCCAAACCUCCUCAACCACUGGCAUCUGGCGAACCGCAACAGUAUGGAAUGAUGAAGGUACACCCCAUGGAUUCAGUCAAGAAAGUUGGAGGCUCGGUGCCACGCCAGCUGGAAUCUCAGAAGCUACCUGUGCGCCCGAAAACCGAAUCCAUUGCACAUGAGGAGACUCGUGACGAAACGGUUGAGGUGACUUCACCAAUCAUCAAUGGUGUACGAACUGCGCCGGAAACACGGAAAGCAAGCUCUCACGAAACGUACUUGCCCUCCGAAUCAAGUCCAAAGCUACCCAAGCCCAGCUCUUCAGGAGGCGAUGCCAGAAGUGGAUGGGGCGAUGCUCGUCACGAUCACCGUUCACCUCAAGCGAGCAAUCUUUGGGGUAUGCCUCAUAAGCAGGCCCUUGGUAACGGUACUUUUGACCAAGGCUUGGCGGGAUAUGCGCCACAAGAUUUGUCCCGGACAUCUUCGACGGCACAAGGCUGGAUGAAUGGCAGGACUCCUCAUGCGGGGCGGUCACCGCAGAUACAAUAUGCGAACCACGCUCUCCCGGAGGGCAAACCGAUUCCAUACCAACCUGUGACCUCGCCCGAUCAAGGUCCACUGGCUGCUGACAGUGAGAUUGACUCCCUACUCCCGACAGUCAAACCUGCACCGAUUGGUCCUCCACAAACUCAGCAGAGCCACGCUCCAGUGAACGGGUUUCAGCAAAGCCCUCGCCUACAGGGCGUGGAUGCAUGGGGCAACUUCCAUCAAGUUGCUAGCCAGCAAGAGCGUGCUGAGAACGAGCGACUGCAACGUGAGUUGAUGGCGAGGCGGGAGGAAGAGCUUCGUACAGGAACUCGACCAGGACCUCAAUACACUUUCAACGAAACCUGGAAGCAAGUCAAUGUUGGUGAUCAAGCUGGUCAGCGACAGAUCGCGAACGUCUCCCAGUCUGCAGUUCCUGCUGCGGGCAUAUUCGGUGCUGUUGGGUCAAUCCCAGGUGCUGAACUAGCUCCCAGAGUUGUGAGCGGACCACCAGCUCGUGGGUCGAGAUUUUUCCCACAAGCAAUCGGAGGACCCCCAGUGCAGGACCGACGUGCUUUCACUUACAGUCAUCCAGAGCCACCGCGGACACCAUCACCACCUCCUGCGGAGGAAUAUGCCAGCUUUCAUCCGGCUUUCGAUGGUGACCUGGGCAAACCUAAAGUGCUGUUCCCACGGGAAAAGGCAGUUGUCAGACUGCCACCAGCAAUGCCACCCACGCCUCCUAGUCCUGUUCAGUCUCAGGGUGCGCCUGUUUCAGACGCACCGAUGAGUUGGGCGGCAAGAGUAUCUUUGCCACCUCCAGCUGCCGGACCGUCGCUUAGAUCAGUGUCGACUCCAAUAGCGCAGACCCCAUCAUGGCAAGAACGAUUUAACGGAUUGUUGGGCAAGAGGCCCUCGCCAACGAGAGAAUUUGCUCAGCCGGUGGAUGCCGCCCUUGCGGUAGCAUCGUCCUCGAGGGAACCACUUGAUGUACAGCACCUGAUUAUUCCUGCUGCUGCAGUAUCUCUCCCGGUCGAUGUCUCGCUUGACCUUCCGGAGGACGAUUAUUCAUACUGGACGAAAGAGGUUGAAAGUGAGGAUGAUCUGUUCGAGGAUCGAGAACCAGGUUCUCUACCGCUCAUCAAUCUACCACUGGAGUCGCCACUUCGACAAUGGGCGCCGUCGGUCGCACCAAGAGCUCUUCCUCCAGUUGUUGACGCUUUCUCUAUGCAACCUUUCAUGGUGAACAACUUUAAGGAAUGGCAUGGUCCUAUGAAGCCCCAAUUCGCACUAAUUCGCUUCCCCGGAUCGAUGAAACCCAUCAAGAAGGACAUUCCGCUCAAAGGAGCACCAGCACAGAAUGCUGGUAGACAGCGGCCUGCAAGCCACGCUGGCACAUUUGUUGGGAGACAUCCUAGGGGUCGCGGAGGAGCACGUGGGCGACAGGCAUCAAAGGCACACUGA